This is a messenger RNA of Saccostrea cuccullata (small rock oyster), 786 nucleotides long. Its product is annotated as fibroleukin-like. Lineage: Eukaryota; Metazoa; Mollusca; Bivalvia; Ostreida; Ostreidae. The record is from RefSeq and is a predicted model, not a curated record. The coding region runs from base 37 to 786 and encodes 249 amino acids. The transcript is spliced from 5 exons.
GUACGGGACUGGGAAGGAAUAGGGAUAAGGAAACGCAUGCACAUUAAAUGCAUGAAUUCCUUCGAACAGCGAGGAUCCGGAAUGAUCGUGUGCCAUAAAAAUGGGACCUGGAUAACAGACUUGGUUUGUCAAGCUAAAGACUGUAAGGGCCGUCGUGAAAAUGACCAUACUAAUUCCGGUGUAUACGAGAUUUAUCCCUUUGGUACCGACCCCCGCCCUGUCAGAGUCUACUGUGAUAUGAUCACGAUGGGAGGAGGCUGGACGGUAAUCCAAAAACGUGUUAAUGGAUCCGUGAGCUUUAAUAGAACAUGGGACGAUUAUAAAAAUGGAUUUGGUGACGCGGGGCAAGAUUUCUGGAUCGGAAAUGACGUAAUCCAUCAGUUAACAAAGGAAAAGGACCCAAAUCUCUACAUUUCCAUUACUCUGUUGGACGGGAGUAGACUGUAUGAAUUGUACGAUCAGUUCUCAGUUUCAAAUGAAGCGGAUAACUAUCAACUCUUUCUUGCGGGGAACGCCUCGGGAACCCUAGGUAACAGUAUGUUUCACACUGGCUCACCUUACAGCGAUCUGUCCGGCAUGAAGUUCUCGACGUCUGACAGAGAUAACGAUCGGUGGACUGAUGGAAACUGUGCUGCUUACUGGGGAGGAGGCUGGUGGUUCAACAGGUGUUAUCACGCCUUCCUGAACGGUCCUUGGUCUCUAGACUCGUGGUGUGGGCUUUGGUAUCCCACAGUUACAAACGGGACAUCUGUCUGCGAAACACAAAUGAUGAUCAGACGUCAUUAG